Messenger RNA from Antrostomus carolinensis (chuck-will's-widow), 1055 nucleotides. Its product is annotated as UDP-GalNAc:beta-1,3-N-acetylgalactosaminyltransferase 2. Gene Ontology annotation, cellular component: Golgi membrane. Gene Ontology annotation, molecular function: hexosyltransferase activity; UDP-glycosyltransferase activity. Lineage: Eukaryota; Metazoa; Chordata; Aves; Caprimulgiformes; Caprimulgidae. The transcript has 5 exons. The record is from RefSeq and is a predicted model, not a curated record. The annotation marks the transcript as partial. Gene Ontology annotation, biological process: protein O-linked glycosylation.
AAGGUGAUGCUCUUUUAAAAAGCCUCCAUACGCGCCCAGAAAGGUUUACAAGUCACAUGCAAAAUCUUGAAGAGGAAGAUGCUCUAUUGAAGGAAGAAAGCAGAACCUAUGAUGAUAUUGUUUUUGUAGAUGUUAUUGACACUUACAGAAAUGUUCCAGCCAAACUGCUGAACUUCUACCGAUGGACAGUUGAAUCAACGAGUUUUGAUUCGUUGCUGAAGACAGAUGACGACUGUUACAUUGAUUUGGAAGCUGUUUUUAACAGGAUAAUGCAGAAAAAAUUGGACAGGCCAAACAUUUGGUGGGGAAAUUUCAGAUUAAAUUGGGCAGUUGAUCGAACUGGGAAAUGGCAAGAGCUGGAGUACCCAAGUCCUGCAUAUCCAGCCUUUGCUUGUGGGUCUGGCUACGUCAUCUCCAAAGACAUUGUUCAGUGGCUGGCAAGCAACUCUGAAAGAUUAAAGACGUACCAGGGUGAAGAUGUGAGUAUGGGCAUCUGGAUGGCAGCUGUAGGACCCAAGAGAUAUCAAGAUAGUCUCUGGUUGUGCGAGAAGACAUGUGAGAGUGGCAUGCUGUCUUCCCCCCAGUAUUCUCCACAGGAACUGAGAGAGCUCUGGAGAUUAAAAGAACUGUGUGGAGAUCCUUGUAGAUGUGAGGAAAGGUGAUGGGCUUGCCUUGGAAAACAGGGUAGCAUAUAAUGAUAAUGGAUAACAUUUGGAUUCAUUCUUGGAACAUUAAGGUAUCUUUUAAUGUUGGGUUUCAACUAAAGUAUAACAAUAUUUGCACAUCCCUUUUGAUAAUUACGAAUGGACUGAUCCUAUUCAUUUUCUAUAGGAUAGAUGUUGAUCUGACAAAAACCAAAAUGUUUAAGAUAAAAAAAAAAAUCCUUUUUAUAUAAAGUCAAAGACCUACUUGUAAUUAAUAAAUGCACAUAAGAAUGCCAACUAGCCUGUCUUUUGUAAGUUAAAGUACUACUGAUUUCACUGAGUAUAGAGCUGUACCAGGAUCCAGUGGAGAGCUGUGCUCAGCACCAGGGCAUCUGGUAAGUCUUGCUGCAG